This is a messenger RNA of Phycomyces blakesleeanus NRRL 1555(-), 360 nucleotides long. RefSeq lists its product as hypothetical. NCBI's taxonomy places the organism in Eukaryota, Fungi, Mucoromycota, Mucoromycetes, Mucorales, Phycomycetaceae. The record is from RefSeq and is a predicted model, not a curated record. The transcript is spliced from 2 exons. The coding region runs from base 1 to 360 and encodes 119 amino acids.
AUGACACCAAGUUCUUUGUCCCCGCAUUACGCGGCUCAAUCUCCUUCAGGACGUAAACCUGACUUGGUAGCGAAGGAGGUGCUGGAAUGGUGGCAAACCAACGGAAAGCACCCGUUCAUCCAGCCCCACAUCUCGUCACCGAGUAAUGUGGGUGCGAACUCGCCAGAGAACUUACCACUAGGUGAUAAGGUCCAGCUCAUUCGACUACCAGUAGCUUCACCGUCAGCCGUUAAAGAGUUCAGUCAGGUUUGCAGUGAAGAGCCAGCACAUCUCACCACAGUUUGUGUAACUGUUCUACGACAGAAGGAGCAGCUAAUAAUAUUUACUCAAAGUACUUAUGAAAGCGGUUUUGCAAAAUAA